This is a messenger RNA of Rhodofomes roseus, 2465 nucleotides long. Its product is annotated as Na+/solute symporter. Gene Ontology annotation, cellular component: plasma membrane. The record is from RefSeq and is a predicted model, not a curated record. NCBI's taxonomy places the organism in Eukaryota, Fungi, Basidiomycota, Agaricomycetes, Polyporales, Fomitopsidaceae. The transcript has 26 exons. Gene Ontology annotation, molecular function: urea transmembrane transporter activity. Bases 236 to 2284 code for a protein of 682 amino acids. Gene Ontology annotation, biological process: urea transmembrane transport.
GCACAUCCGCCGUGUCUACGUCUACGGGACGCCGACGUGAAGGCCUCGCGUGCACGCCGGUGAGAUACACGGGUUCCUUAUCUAUGGUUGUGUCGCGUCUGGCAUCACGACUUCGAGAAUCCGCUUCAACGAUGUAUAUGUACUACCGCAUCGCCAACGGUUCAAAAGCCGAGCUUGUGUGCUUCCAUGAGUGGUCGUCGAGGGCUUCUCUCACAGACCCGGAUCUCCUAGAACGAUGUCUAGCAUAGGUGUCUCGGAAUUCAGGCCACUGCUAGAUCAAAGCGUUGGCUAUGGCGUCGUCGUUGGCGUUGGAUUCUUCUUCGCCGCGCUUAUGCUUGUCUUGACGGCCCUGCAAGCUAAGUUCUCCAAGUUCUCACCCACUUCGUCUGAGGAAUUCUCGAGCGCCUCGAGAAGCGUCAAGCCAGGACUUGUGUGUUGUGGAAUAGUCAGUGCAUGGACAUGGAGCGCAACCUUGCUGCAGUCAAGCACAGCGGCCUAUACCUUCGGUGUCAGCGGGCCAUGGUGGUACGGGGUCGGAGGCACUAUCCAACUCGCCUUCUUCGCCAUGGUGGCGGCGAAGGUGAAGAUGAACGCAAACGGCGCACACACGUUUCUGGAGAUCGCAAAGAUACGGUUCGGAACGGGCGUCCACUUAUUGUUCACGUUCUACGCGUUCCUCUGCAUCCUCGUUGUUUGCGGUUCUCUUCUGCUGGGCGGGGCGGCGACUGUGAAUGCCUUGACAGGUAUGAACGUCAUUGCAGCAUGUUUCCUGCUCCCGAUUGGAAUCGCCGUCUACGUGAUUUUCGGUGGCCUUCGUGCGACAUUCAUGUGCGACUGGGCUCACACCAUCAUCCUGUUCAUCAUCAUCUACCUCUUCCAAGGCCACGUUUAUGGGACGUCGCCAGAUACAGGAAGCAUCGGCGCUCUGUACGACCUGCUUGUGCAGGCGGGUGUCGACAAUCCAGUCGACGGGAAUCAAGGAGGGAGCUACUUGACGAUGAAGUCAAACCAAGGGAUGGUAUUCGGCGCGGCGACGAUCCUGUCAGGAUUUGCUGGGGUAUUCUGCGACCAAGGGUAUUGGCAACGUGCUAUCGCGAGUGCGCCGGAGUCAACGACGAAAGCAUACAUGCUUGGCGGCUUGUCGUGGUUCGCCGUACCUUGGGCAUUCGCGUCAUGCCUCGGCUUGGCUGCGCGCGCGCUGCAGAAUAAUCCGAAAUUCCCUACCUACCCUAACCCACUGUCAGCAGAGCAGACGAGUGCAGGUCUUGCGGCGCCUGCUGCUGCUGCAGUGGUGAUGGGGAAAGGCGGCGCGAUAGCAAUAUUAUUGGUCGUGUUCAUGGCCGUGACGUCUGCCAUCAGCGCAGAACUGAUUGGUGUGUCUAGUCUUUUCUCCUAUGACAUCUAUCGCACCUACUUCCGACCGAAUGCAACCAGUGCAGAGAUUGUCCGCGUUUCUCACUACUUCAUCUGCCUAUGGGCCGUGUGGGCCGGUGCAUGGGCUACAAUACUCAACGCGGCAACGAUCGACCUCGGAUGGCUCUUCUACGUGCAGGGUGUCGUCCUCAGUCCAGCCGUGAUACCGAUCGCUUUGACAGUGACGUGGUCGAAGCUCUCGCGAGCUGCCGUUUUCAGCGGGUCAAUUGUUGGAGCGAUCCUCGGUAUGCUUGCUUGGAUGAUAGGCUGCUGGAAGAUAUAUGGGGAGAUAAACGUGGCCAACCUCGCUGAGCCCUACUCGGCCGUCUGCAGCGGACUCACUGGUCUACUAUUCUCUGGACUCAUCACUGUGUUUGUAUCGCUUGCGAAACCUGCGAAUUACGACUUCGCCGACACAAGGGCCAUCGCCGUAUAUGAGGACGUGGAAGGAGAUGGUUCAAUAUCUGACAAAAGUGUGGACGACAACAUCAAACCAGAUAAAAACCCGUACGAUGAGAAGCAAUCAGCUGUGGUUGCGGAGGCUAGGCCAGUCGGUGCAGCGCCCCAUCAGCCUCGGCUUGCAGCGAGUAGGGAAGAGCUUAAACGAGUGUUCAAGCGCGCUGCGUGGUACUCGCUAGCCCUCACUCUCAUAGUGGCGAUCAUUGUGCCCUUACCGAUGUUCUUCUCCCAUUACAUCUUCAGCAAGGCAUUCUACAAGUUUUGGGUCGCGUGUACGAUUAUUUGGGUUGGUAUGAGUGGCGUUUUCUGCAUCAUACUACCUAUUUGGGAGUCCCGAAAGGAGAUCCAGCUCAUUAGCGUUGGUGUAUUGAGUCUGAUGUUGCGCAGGAAAUCUCAGGCGGGAGAUGUGUAACGUAGACUUGCAGGAGUUGCUGGUUGUAAUCCUCAAGACAUGUCGUUGGUGUCAUGAACAAGUACUAUGUCCUGCCACAGCUCUAGAUGUGUCCGCGCUACCGGAAUGAACACGUCACAUGUUCAAAGUAAACCAUUUGUAGUCGCUAAAGUACUUCCCUAUAGACAUCGUUGUGGUGCAC